Molecule: messenger RNA, 1092 nt
Organism: Ornithorhynchus anatinus (platypus)
Lineage: Eukaryota; Metazoa; Chordata; Mammalia; Monotremata; Ornithorhynchidae
Gene: OPN1SW2
Product: opsin 1, short wavelength sensitive 2
Biological process (GO): G protein-coupled receptor signaling pathway; visual perception; phototransduction
Cellular component (GO): membrane; photoreceptor outer segment
Molecular function (GO): G protein-coupled receptor activity
Source: RefSeq, marked provisional
AUGCAUAAAACUCACAGGAAUCUGCAGAAUGAGCUUCCUGAAGACUUCUUCAUCCCCCUUCCCUUGGACACGGACAACAUCACCUCUCUGAGUCCUUUCCUUGUGCCCCAAACCCACCUGGGAGGGUCGGGGAUCUUCAUGAGCCUGGCGGCCUUCAUGUUCCUCCUCAUAACCCUGGGCUUCCCUAUCAAUCUGCUCACCGUCAUCUGCACCAUCAAGUACAAGAAGCUGCGCUCCCACCUCAACUACAUCCUGGUGAACCUGGCCGUCUCCAACAUGUUGGUGGUCUGCGUGGGCUCCGCCACCGCCUUCUACAGCUUCGCCCACAUGUACUUCGUCCUGGGCCCGACUGCCUGCAAAAUCGAGGGCUUUGCGGCCACGCUGGGGGGGAUGGUGAGCCUUUGGUCCUUGGCGGUGAUCGCGUUUGAGAGGUUCUUGGUCAUUUGCAAACCCCUGGGAAAUCUGUCCUUCCGGGGCACUCACGCUAUCUUCGGCUGUGCCGCCACUUGGGUGUUCGGGCUAGCCGCGUCCCUGCCGCCCCUGUUUGGCUGGAGCAGGUACAUUCCCGAAGGUCUCCAGUGUUCCUGCGGUCCUGACUGGUACACGACCAACAACAAGUGGAACAAUGAAUCCUACGUGAUCUUCCUCUUCUCAUUCUGCUUUGGGGUCCCCUUAUCCAUCAUCAUCUUCUCCUACGGACGCCUCCUCCUCACCCUCCGGGCUGUGGCUAAGCAGCAGGAGCAAUCGGCCACUACCCAGAAGGCAGAGAGGGAGGUGACCAAGAUGGUGAUCGUCAUGGUAUUGGGAUUUCUGGUAUGCUGGCUGCCGUAUGCCUCCUUCUCCCUUUGGGUGGUCACCAACCAGGGCCAGGUCUUUGACCUGCGCAUGGCUUCCAUCCCCUCCGUCUUCUCCAAGGCCUCCACCAUCUACAAUCCCAUCAUCUACGUCUUCAUGAACAAGCAGUUUCGCUCCUGCAUGCUCAAGCUCGUCUUCUGUGGGAAGAGCCCCUUUGGGGAUGAGGACGAAAUCUCAGGCAGCUCUCAGGCCACGCAGGUCUCCUCUGUCUCCUCCAGCCAGGUCUCCCCGGCAUAG